AUGUGUUAUUACAUCAAGACCACAUAUCGGAAGUGCCAAGCGGACGAAGGACCACAUAAGACAGCCGAAUACUUUGAGCCUUGUCCUGAAGUAUCUGAACAAAUGAAACUUUCAGAAAAGAUAGACCGAGAGAAGCUGAACUGUAAGAAGCGCACGUUCCGCGAAUGUCACCUCAAGUGGAACAAUACCGACAGCUGCCCAGUCUGUUCCGAAGAAAUCCAAGGCUGGGAUUCUGACGGUCCCUGGGAAGAUGGAUCCGGAGUCGAACCCAAUCCUCAGGAAUCAACAAACACCGGCGACGCUGUCGCUGGAGGCACUAUUGCUGGAGGCACUGUCUCUGGGGGCGCUGCUACGGGAAGCGCUGCGGGGAGUGCUGCGGGAAGUGCUGCGGGAAGUGCUGUUCCUGUGAAGCGAAGUGGCUUUCAAGGACUGUGGGAACGACGUAGACUCGCGAGUGCGAGAGCAUUAGUACCGGGCUAUGAUGUUGUUAAGAGACCAUGA
Messenger RNA from Botrytis sinoallii, 501 nucleotides. RefSeq lists its product as uncharacterized. The transcript has 2 exons. The coding region runs from base 1 to 501 and encodes 166 amino acids. The record is from RefSeq and is a predicted model, not a curated record. Lineage: Eukaryota; Fungi; Ascomycota; Leotiomycetes; Helotiales; Sclerotiniaceae.